AUGUUACCUCAACGAAUGACGCUUAUGCAGUUACGUAUGUCGACCACCAGUAAUGCAUGUUGUAAAAAGCGAAUUAACCCACUCGGAAAACGACAUACUGCAAGCGACCAAAGCAUACAUUCCAUAAAAAUAGCUCAAUUGAGCUCUAAAACUUCGAAGA
This is a messenger RNA of Dentiscutata heterogama, 160 nucleotides long. NCBI's taxonomy places the organism in Eukaryota, Fungi, Glomeromycota, Glomeromycetes, Diversisporales, Gigasporaceae. The record is from the annotation of a GenBank genome assembly.